Messenger RNA from Parnassius mnemosyne (clouded apollo), 2277 nucleotides. NCBI's taxonomy places the organism in Eukaryota, Metazoa, Arthropoda, Insecta, Lepidoptera, Papilionidae. The record is from the annotation of a GenBank genome assembly.
AUGGAAUCAAGCCCCUUAGAUUUCGUGGCACAGGCAUGCAUGGACUUGACAGAUGCUAUGAGUUCAGUAGCCUCUGAAGCGGAUCGUGAUUCCCUUAUUAUUAAUCAUAUUAAAAAAGUUUACUCAAUAGUCACACCUAUCGAUGAUUUUAAAAAAGAUUUAGAAUGGGUUAAUGUCUCCGAGCAAAUUUCUCUAUCCCAACAUUGUGCUGAUAAAGUUGUGGUCUUAGAUUUUUGGACUUAUUGCUGUAUUAACUGUUACCAUGUUUUGCCUGACUUAGCACAUUUGGAGAAUAUAUACUCGGUUGAAAAUGGACUUGUUGUGAUUGGAGUGCAUUGUGCAAAGUUCAGCAAUGAAAAAGACUCUGCAAAUAUAUUAGCAGCAGUACAAAGGUAUAACAUUCAUCACCCUGUUGUGAAUGAUGCUGACAGUUUAUUUUGGGAUGCGCUCGGGAUCCGCUGUUGGCCUACAUUACUUGUACUGGGGCCAGGAAACAAACCAAUGUUUAUAUUGACUGGCGAAGGCCAUAGACGUGAGCUGGUUUGGUAUGUUGGUGCAGCAAUACGCCAUUUUGGCUCUCGUGUCUCUACAGCUUCAUUGCCCAUUUCACCAUCUAACUAUAUUAAAUCUAAAGAUAACGAAGUAUUAUACUUUCCUAGCAAGGUCGCAUUGAAUCCAUUCUACCGUGGCCGACCUGAAGAGCCUUUCUUAGCGAUUUCUGACACGGGUCACCAUCGGGUGCUUCUUACCGACUGCUCCGGUGUCAUCCUGCGCAUCAUAGGUGGCCCAGAUCCAGGCUUUAAGGAUGGCAAGCUGAACGAGGCAAAAUUGGAUUCGCCGCAGGGCGUGUGCUGGCUGUCGAGUACGGUGCUGGCCGUGUGCGACACGAACAACCACGCCGUGAGGACCGUGCACCUCGACGACGGCACCGUCGAGGUGCUGGUGGGCACUGGCCAGCAGGCGUCCACCGGUGAUCUAGGCGGCAAAUGGCUAGGUCUACAGGCGCUGUCGUCACCGUGGGACGCGGUGCUGUACACCACGCCCGACAUGGACAUGUCGGUGCGGCCGCAGUUGCCGCCGCCGCCUCCACCGCCGCUGGACCAAAACGCUAGCGCAGAACCUAAAGACGAAGUCAAAGACAAGGAUAAAAAAGACGAGAAACGCCGUGUGUUAUUAAUCGCUUGUGCCGGUUCGCAUCAAAUCUGGGCACUCUUCCUUGACAAUACGAUUUGGUGGAAAUAUAAGAGUUUUACUGAAGGCACUUGCGUGUGUAUCGCGGGCUCGGGCGUAGAGGCCGCUCGCAAUAGUGCAUACCCCAAUACAGCGGCUUUCGCACAGCCCUCCGGACUAACCCUGAGAACAGGUACAAAUCCGGAGAUAUUCAUUGCUGAUUCUGAAAGUUCUUCGAUUCGGCGACUAGCUCUAGCCACUGGACAGGUAUCUACGUUGUGUGGUGGUGACCGAAACCCUUUGAACCUUUUUGCCUUCGGAGAUGUAGACGAUAUAGGCGUGGAAGCAAAGUUCCAACAUCCGCUCGGUGUUGCGUACUGCGACAAUAACAAGACACUCUACGUCGCAGACACUUACAAUCAUAAAGUAAAAAAAGUCGAAAUUGGACCUCAAAAAGUCACCACAAUGAAUCCCACGAUGAUCGAGACCACGGACCCUGCCAAGUUUAACGAGCCCUCCGGUCUAUCCGCGAGUAAUGACGGCAAAUAUUUGUACAUUGCGGACACUAACAAUCACAGCAUCAAAAUCUUAAAUCUAGCCAAAAACGUGUGCCAAGAGUUCAAAGUGCGGCUCCCCGAUCCGAAAUUCACGGAGCCCGAAAACCUUAUUCUGUACAAAAAUGACUUGUUCGUAAAUAGAAAGUGCGGGAAUCUUAUUAUUUAUUUCAACGUUAGUUUAGAUUCUGAGACGAAGAACGUAAAGUUUACACCCGGAGCACCUCAAAACUGGCACGUCUGCAUCCGAGACGACAAUAAUAAGGACGUCACACUAGACGACUUCGAAUUUGUCGCCUGCUCUUUCAAAGGUACCAAGUUACCUGGGCGAGUGGAAAUGAAAUUAAAACAGAGAACCGAUAAGACACAUUAUCGCUUGUACCUCAGCUUCCAAACGGCGCUCUGUGACGCCGCAGUCUGCUUCUCGCACUCGUUCACUAUUCGAUCGACGAUUUUGGUCCGGGAGUCGGUGAAAUUGGUUGAAUCGUACAAGAUCACAUGCAAAGUGAAUCCAGUGAAUAGAUCCGAUAAAACCGAACAAAAUAAAACGUAA